AGGCGUUUCGUGCCAGCCGUGUAAGAUUUCGUCAAUUACGUCCCGUUUUCGACCAAUUUGGCGUAAGUAACGUGUGUCGAAAUGGUGCGCGAAGUGUUAACUUUGCAGCUGGGCAACUACGCCAACUAUGUAGGCACGCACUGGUGGAACAUACAGGAAUCGUCGUUCAACUAUGAUCCGACUGCGGAACCAUCCGACAUCGAGCACACGGUGCUGUAUCGUGAAGGUGAAACGAGACAACGACAACCGACCUUCACACCGCGCCUCCUAAUGUUGGAUCUGGGCGGUACGCUGAGGCAUCUUCCCCGGACCGGCGACCUGUACGAGGAAGAGCUCGCACCAGACGGUGACACACCGUACAUGCAGCACACUACCGAUGAAUCAGACAUCGGAGCGGUGGAAGUUAUUAAGCAGGGAGAACGGUACGAACCGCACCCGUUUCAAGCCGACCUUAGCGCAGGGUUAGCGUCGGACACGAUCGCCGCGAAGGAUUAUGAUUUUCGCAACACCGUGCACAGCUGGUCGGAUUAUGCCUACGCCCGCUACCAUCCUCGCAGUAUCAACAUCAUCGAGCGCUAUGCGUAUUCGCCGACCGAGGCCCAGUUCGAUACAUUCCCGAAUGGGCGCGGCCUAUGGCAAGAGGUGGACUUCCAGGAGAAUCUAACUGACCGCAUCCGGCAGUACAUCGAGGAGUGCGACGAGUGCCAGGGCUUCCAGACGCUCUUCGACUGCACGGACGCUUUCACCGGGCUCACGAUCGGUCUGCUGGAGCAUCUACACGACGAGUACGGCAAAGCGUCGAUAGUUUUCCCUCUGUUUUCACCGCGGUCGCCCACGUUCAAGGGUGCGGACGAAGCAACGAGCGACUCGAUCCGGGUGGUUAACACUGGGCUCGCAUUCGCACACCUGCACGAACAUUGCUCACUAUUUGCGCCCCUUGCAACAAUGGCACAGUGCUGGCGCACCAUGGAGACACCGCGUCCGUUGCCUGGUCUCAGCUACGAUCCGCACAGCCUCUAUCAAACAUCCGCCAUUCUGGCCAGCUUUCUCGAAACGGUUUCAAUACGCUACCGAUUGCGCGGCGGUAUUAGUGGUGGCCAUCUAGCCGGACUCUGCAGCGAUCUCAGUGCGUAUGGUCGCCGAAUGGCGGCCGGCGUCCUCACAAUGCCUUUCCCGAUGGACGCCACGCAGGAUCUGAUCGAUUGCUUGGACCAGCUGGAGAGCAAACAGGUGCUGGCCCCCAUUACGCCCGGCACCGGCAUCGACACCAGCGACCAGCCUACCCGGGGCAUCGUCCAGUCUGUCUGCGUUCGGGGAUUGCCUGAGCAGCGCCUGAAGCGACCACCGACGGCCAAGGGGGCUCAGCGACAGCAACGGAUGGCUGGUUAUCGGUGCAACAGUGUAAGCGAAAUGUUGCAGUUGUUCUUUAGCUGCACAUUACCAGUCAGCAUGUCGCACGUAACGGCCACACGAUCUCCAAUUCCGGUACGCCAACCAUUCCCGGUGGAGCUGUUACACGGGGGACCGGGUGGGCUGAGCUUCGAUGGCUUUCGCACCGACGAUCCGUUUGCACAAGUGGCACCCCUCGCUAGCAUUCCGACACUCGCCGCACUGCAAUCAUCAACCGAUUUGGGCCGGCCACUGGAGGCCCUGCAUCGUGAGGUUAAGCGAGUCCGACUAGCGCGCAUACCGCGCUUCGUUGAGUGCGAUCUGGAUACAACGGAGUAUGAUGAGGCACUCGAGCAGUUGCUAGUGCUGAAGGAGCAAUAUGAUGAAAACUACUCUAUUUAAAGCGCCUUCCACGUGUUCAUCGCUGAAGCAGCUUAUCUAAAUAUUAAUUUGCAAAUAAAAAGUGUUCAUUUUUUUUUAAUCCAUUUCA
This is a messenger RNA of Anopheles darlingi, 1879 nucleotides long. It is a transcript of the gene mst, whose product is annotated as protein misato. NCBI's taxonomy places the organism in Eukaryota, Metazoa, Arthropoda, Insecta, Diptera, Culicidae. Gene Ontology annotation, cellular component: cytoplasm. The transcript is spliced from 2 exons. The record is from RefSeq and is a predicted model, not a curated record. Gene Ontology annotation, biological process: mitochondrion distribution. The coding region runs from base 82 to 1791 and encodes 569 amino acids.